UCUCUCACCGCCGCCUUCCAGUUCUGUUCCAGUAUGCGGCUACAUCAUUGAUCCAUUUCAACCUGGGUCUUUCUCUUAUCCAUAAUUCUAGCACGCUCUCCAUAAUUUUUUUUAGGUAUUCUCUCCUCAGCCAUGUGUGCCACAUGUCCUGCCCGACUGAACGUGCCCACCUUGAUGAGCCGUACUAUAUCGAUAUCUCCGUACAAGCUGAAUAUGCCCGUACAAGCAGGAAUAAAUGGUGGAUUGGGAAUCUGCACUCAAUUCCUUCCUCCAUUACCAUUCUAAAGCUGAACAUAUGGGCUAUAGUGGACCUUCGUUUCCUGAAGCCAGUCUGAUAUUCUCCAACCAAGGGAGAUGAUCUGUUAUAUAGAAUAACAGAUAUGACUAUGUAAGCGCUAGGGAGGAGGAAAAUCCCGCGAUAAUUUGUACUUAUUGUGUGGUACUCCUCUGGCAGCUCCUAAUCAUCAUUCCAUACUCGGAGAAUCAGAUUGUUCAACUCCUUGUGUUGUUCUUCUCCGCCGUACUCGAGUUCUGCUGUUAUCUCAUCUGUUCCUGGGUACUUAUGAUUUUUCAAUCGGCCAACAACUGGAUCUGGGGAGUUCUUUUCUGGUCUCUCUCUUCUUUUCUCCCACUACAUCUUUGGCUGUUUUCUUAAUUGACCCGUUCAAGGCUAACCAUGCCUCAUCAACGCUCGAUCCUUCCUCCAUUUUUAUUAGUUUGUACAAUUCCUUAGUAAAUUAAUUUCUUCUAUUAAUUUCAGUGAGAAGAGGUUUCUUCCUUGGUACCCUAUCAUGCAGUUUAUCUAUCCUACGGCCUUCAAAAUUUUGCGCCCCCGGUUAUCUUAUCAUUAAAAUAUAAAUUUAUUUUUUAAGCUCUUUUAUACUAUUUAAUAUUUAUAUUAUAUUUAAUUCAAUAAGUCACUAAUCCAGUUUGCUUUAUUCUAUAAUUUUGUUGUGUUUAAGAUAAAAUUAAUUGAUCUCAUAAGCAAUUUGUAUAUAUUUUAUGAUUUGGAUUUUACUUUCUGCGUUAAGUAAUGUAUAGAAAUAGAUAAUUGGAGAUCAUUCCUCCUUUUAUCUUUACAACUAUCUAAUUAUAUUAUUAAAUUUUUCAAAUUAUAUUAUUUGCUUUUGGAUUUGAGUCUAGAUAAUAAAUGUCACAAUACUGGCCGUGACUGAUGAUAACAAAUAUUAUUAUUCAAGAUAUCAAUGAAAUCAUCAUUUGGAGUGAUGUACUGUUUAUAGAAGUACUGACCAGCGCUAGUCGAAAUUCCCAGAUGAGUUCAGGUUUUCCCCUCCAUCGUUUUCCUGGACGCUGUCCUCAUUUGAUUCUCAUCAAUACAGUUGGUUGGGUGCCGCUCACCCGGCACAUCUCGCUUCACUACUUUCAGAUCGUCUUUGUGUCAUGUAGUUUAUCGCUCGGUUCCGACGUCUUAGAAUCUCUCAGUUCUCGAUAUUUUCCCUUUCGAGAAGGCUGUAGUGUUCCAGUGCUGUUAGCGAGUGCGGUUUGCAAUGUUGAGGAAACUAUGGGAUUCGAUGGAAGACGACAACGUUAUCAGUUUAUUUUAUAACCAGGGGAGUCAUCAGCAGUCAGCCUAUCAAGCCCUGCGUGCUUUGCAUAGUAAGGAGAUUGAGGAGAGGGGAGAGAUUGUUUCUGUAGGUCGGAGCCUUUGCUGGCAGUACAUGAGAUCACGCCUGAAGAGAAGCGGCCUCUUCACAAAAAAGCGAGGACUUCAACGCCUAAGAAGCAGUCUUUCUCUUGGACAUGGAUCCGUCGUCCCGAGGGUCUUGCCUGCCCUGCUUGCUCUCGGUGCAGAGCUUGAACGGUUACGCCCUGAUGUUUACACAGGAGUUAGCAGGCAGGUGGGAAAUGAGCCUGGCAUGGCUCUUCGUGCGGUUGGAAAGCAGUUAUUCAUGAUAGGUAUGUCCUGGCCCAGACUCGUCUCAUUGUUUGCUGUCGCUGGUGGACUCGCCUGUGAUACUGUUCGUGCUGGCCAUCCAGAACAGAUGACACAGAUAGCAGAUGCUAUGGCAGAUCUUGUCGAUGAGGAACUAGCUUCGUGGAUAGCAGACAAUGGAGGAUGGAUGGGAUUGUGCCAAUACUGGAAACCUGUCAGCGAAGAACCAGCUUUUGGACACUACGUUGGACUCUUGGCAGUCCUUCUUCUGGUUAUGUUUCUUGUUGCAGUUGCAGUUAGAGUUAUAUCCUCAUCUGCAUAGAACCUAUAUAAUUUUGACACUGCAGCCAGAUAUAGCUAUUGAAAUGAGAAAAUAUACUUAGACAUGAGGGUUAUCGUAUGAACAAUGAUUUUCUCUGCAUUUAAAUUAAUCAAUAAUUAUUUUUUAAUUUAAAAUAAUGAUGUAAACCAUUUAUCAUAUUUUGAUUUAUGUGUUCGAUUGCAUAAGAUAAGAAAAAUAAUUAUAGACAAAAAUUGAAUCUCGCUAAAAUAAAUAUAGGGAAUACACAAAUGUACAGUAGUUAUAAAAAAGUGAAGAAUAAUGCUUUAGGAUUCAAGUUUAAUAUAUUUUAAAAUGUUGCUACCAAUUUUAAUAAAUGACUGUAGUCUGUAAACUCUGAGGGUAGGUAAUCUUUUAUUUAAAGAUACCCAUAAGUUAUCAGAAGCAUGAUUACAUUUUAAUAGUGUGUAAAUGAUUAUACUUAAUAAAAUGUUGUUUAAACCAAUGUUAUUAUUAAUUAGAUAUCAAUUUGUAAAUAAAUAAGUAUCUAUGUAAUAUAAAAUUUAAUAUUUUUAAAAAAAACUAUAGACUGUAAUUAGACAUAGCUAAUGAGAAAAUUGUUUAAUAAGUUGUAUAAAAUUAUGACUGUACUUACUAAAAUAUUGUUGUUACAACUAUGAUUAUUUAUUGUGAAUUUUUAAUGUUGAUGUUUAGUUUGAUAAGAUGUAAGUUAUAUACCUCUUUUUUAAAAUUAAUGUUCAAUAAAACUGUGAUAGAAUAACUAUUAUCUUGACGCAUGUUAAAAAAAAAAAAAGGGUGAGAUGUGCCAUUUAUAUUUUGUUUUUAUUUAUGUAUAAUCUUCUUGAUGUCUAAACUAUAUUACUGUUAGUAGUAUAUAUAUUUUUAUUUAUUUAAAUAACCAUCGGCUAUUUAUACAUUGAACAUAAAUUAUUUGAUAUCUGUAAGCAAUUUAUUAAAUAGUCUAUAAUAAGUGCUAACGAAUAGAUAGCUCCUAAUUUAGAAAGUAGAUUUCAAUAGUGUCUGCAACUUGAGAUGAAAUCUAUCUAACUGUUAGUAGUAUGUAUAUUUUUUAUUUAUUUAAAUAGCCAUCGGCUAUUUAUAUAUUGAACAUAAAUUAUUUGAUAUCUGUAAGCAAUUUAUUAAAUAAUCUAUAUUAAGUGCUACCGAAUAGAUAGCUUCUAAUUUAGAAAGUAAAUUUCAAUUGUGUCUGCAACUUAAGAUGAAAUAUGUGUUUUGUUGGUAAAAAGGAUUUUUCAAUAAAUGAAAUAUUAUUAUUUCUUUAGAUUUAUUUACAGUUCUUAAAAUAAGAUAAAUUAAUAAAUAUAAAUAAACAUUUAAAUUUGAAACAAAAUUUAAAUAUAGAUAGAUUACAUAGCCAUUUAUCACACAAGAAUAUUUUUAACAUAGUAAUUUUUUAGACAACUUCGUCAUAGCUUUUCUAAUCAAGCGAUAACAAACUGUAUGAAACAAAUAUUAUUAAAUAAAGAAUGAGAUGGAACAAUCCAAUGAAAUUUAGAUUUUUUUUUUUAUUAUCAAAUAGUGAUUAUUAGGUAGAUAUAUUUACACUUUUUAACAAUUGUUUUGCUUAAAACUUUUUUCUAUGAUAAACGAUAAAUAAUUUUCUUUUCUCAUUAUACAAUUAUACACUAUAAUAUUAUAAGCUAGGUAUUGUUGACAGACUUCACAAAUACAGAUAAUAGAUAAGAAGACCACCCAGCUUGCUGAAAUAAGACAAGUUUCAGAACUGGACAAUUUUAGGAAGCUUUUUACAAAAUAAAAUUAAAUGAUUGGACUUCAAACAGUUUAUUGUUAGUCUUUCCCAGAGAAUUUUCAUCGUUGACAGUAAAAAAGCAAACUAAAACAGACACUUAUUGAGCUAUUCAAGGAUUUGUUUUAUUUUUCAUACAUUCUAAUACACAACUCUAUAAGAAAUCUCUUUCUUUCUUUUCCAAAUUAGAGUACAUAGACUUUUUCAUGGAUAUUGUCAUAUAUUAUCUUCUAAUCAAUUGAAAGAAAAAAUCACAAAGUAAAAUUAAUAAGAUAAUUUCAAAUAAAAUUAAAAGUAUAUCAGGACAUUUCAUCUGUCAAGGAAUGUUCAUACAUAUAUAUUACAUUCACAAAAUACCUACAAAAAAACACGAUUUCCUUGAAUAAUUUUUUACUGAAUAUCAUUUAAAAAGUAAUUAAAUGAAAGCUUUAAUAUGCCAAAACUAUUGGUGUUUAUUAAAUAAGUAAUUUCAUAAAAAUGAAAAUUAGAUGAGGAUAAUUAGAUAUGAUAACAUAUUCAAAAUUAUUCUCAAAAUAAAUUAUAAUCCAAAAAGUACCUAUCACUCGAAAUAGAUAUACUGAGGUUAUUUUACUUAAGAAUAUCAGUUGCAUGUAAACCAAGCAUAAAUAAAUAAAAAACUUAAUAGAAUGGCAGUUAAAAUAAUAUCAUCACAUUAUGAUUGUAAUAUCAUACAUAUAAAAUGAAUAGGCUAUGAAUAAUUUACAAGGAAUAAAACUCAAUAUUCAGAUUGAAACAAUCCAAAUUUGAAUACCAUCUUCUUAUGUGGGUAUGCACCAAAAACUUAAGCAUUUCAUUGAAUUUAUAUCAUAUAAAAAAAAGAAAAGAAAGUAAUAACGAGUAAUGAAAGCUAGAGAGAAUCAGAAAAGAAAGUUAACUUAUUAAUUUACCUAAAUCUAAUUUAAAGCAUAAAGUUUUGGGUAUAAUCAUAUUCUAUUGUUGGAAUAACAGAUUGAACAAAUUUGAGAAAUAUUAUCAGGUACAUAUGAACUCCAAGCUCGCCACCUCCUUCUAAAACAGUUUCUAUAAUUUUUUUCAUCACAACAGCAUGUCUGCAAUAAAAAAAAUAAAAGUAAUGAUCAUAUUCCAUUAAAAUUAUUAAAUUCACAUAAUAACUUAUUAAGGUGUAUGAAAAGAGGUGAUAGAUUUGGGGUGGAUGGUCAACCUUUAAUUUUGGUCAGGGGUCAAUAUAAUACAAGAAGUCAAUAUUAAAUAACUGCAUUAUUAAUGAUUCCAAGAUGAAUUAUAUAGGAGAAGGAGUGAAUCCCUAAAAUCGAAGAAUAUUUCUUUGAGUGUCCAACAAUGCUCUUAUCUGAAAUCUCAAAUUGUCAUGAAAAAUAAAAUGCCACUUGAAAUAAAUCGGAGAGUAGUAGCUACCAACUACCAACCGAUACUAUUUUGGCCACUACUCCAUGCUAUCAUGGAUCUAUUUUUUUUCUGGCAGUCAACUAUAGAAUUCAUAACUCUUCAAGAUUCUCUUCAAAUUCAAAGUUAGUAUAACCAUUGGAAAGCUGAAUUACUGAUAUUUCGACGAACAUCAAUAAUUUUUUGGAUUUCAUACCAUUUUAAGGAUUAAUCUAGAAAUACAGAAAAACUUCUCAAACAUUUUUAUUUUAUAUCAUUAGUUCUAAUUUGUUUACAGUGUUGUUGGUUAUAGUGUGUGGUAUACCAUUUUGUGUACCAUUUAUAGCCCUAAAUCUCUAACAAUUUUUGUAUAGAUUGGUGGAGCCAUUUUAAAGUUAUCACAUUUUUUUUUGUGGUUGUAGACAAAAUUUUGAAGGGCCAGUCACUUUUGGGCAGAAACUUUUAAUUUUUCUAUUGCUAUAAACAUUUGUAUUUAAUGGUUAAGGUACGAAAAACAAUUAUCAACUUUGUUUCUCCCUAAAAAAAAUAUUUACUCCCACAUUGCUGUGUCAGUUGGUCGGAAUUGUGCCCAUAUAAUAGCUAUCUGCCAAAUAUAAUGACUAUAGUAUUAUUCAAAACCAGUAAGGUAUCUAGAAUAAAUAUAUUUUCUGCAAGAAAGUUUUGCCUAAGCUGAACCCUUCAAAAUUUUUAAGGCAACCACAAAAAUUGUGGUAACUUUAGAUGGCUCCACGGAUCUACAAAAAAAUUAUUAGGGAUUUAAGGCUCUAUAUGCUACACGAAAUAGUACAAAAUCAAUCUUGGUAAACAAAUUAGAACAAAAAUAUAGGAUAAAAAUGAUUGAGAAGUUUUUCUUAAUUUAUAGUCCAAAAAUAAUUUAAAUCUUAAUUGAAUUUUGAGAAAAUCCUGAGCAGUUGUGAAUGCUUCAGUUAUCGACAGGAAAAAUAUCUUCAGUAUUCAAUUUUACAAUUUUUGAUUUCUUUAAAAUUAUGUAUUCAAAAGUUUCUAAGGGCACUUGAAACGAAUGAAAUUUGCUUUUUCAUAACAAAAAUUUACUUUACCUGCGUUAUGUGAAACGCCUUUUGGUUUUUAUAAUUUAUGAUACAUUAUAACUCAUUUAAUAUAAUAGUAAAUAUUAUUUUUUGGUUAUGCACAAAAAAAUGAUAGUAUUAAUAACUAAAAAAUCUGGUCACAGCAAAAGAAAAUAAACAACAUGAAUUUUGUUUGAAAUUAUAUAAUAAAUUUUUUUCCUUGGCUACUAGGGCCUAUUGGAAUAAAUGGCGGGAUGUGUCCAAUAUUUUUCAAUGUAAUAUCAUAAAAAAAAAAAAAAUGGUUGUAAUCGGUGACCCACUGAUUGUAGCAUCCCCAUGAAGGUACUGUCAAAGAGUACAAUUGAAUAAACAAGGUUUUACAAUGGGAUCCCAUUGAUUUGAUAAUAAGCUUUUGAAGUACAUUUGACUUCAGGCAGAAAUCCUGGACCCCACCAUUUGAGGGAAGUUCAGAGAAGAAAUACAUUUUACUUUUGCGUUCAUAAAACCUAAGACUAGCAUUUGAACAAUAAUGACAAGUAAUUUUGAGAUGAACUGAUGAAAAAAUAUCUACCAGUCGCCCAGAGGCUUGGAGAGGGAUGAUUCAAAGUAGGUUCCUUUCAUUUCUUGGCAAAACCCGGAGGGAAUUCAACAUUACUGCCUUUGAAAUUCUGAAUUUUGAAAUCAGCAAGCAGCAACCGCAAUGUUUAAUGAAUUUUCAAAACAAUUUUUGUUUUUAUUCUCAGAUACUAUUAAAUCAAACUCCUCAAUUCUCCAGUUGUACUCGUGAAUCAGGAAAGGUUGAGUAAUAUCCUGUUGGGUUUUUAGAAAAAUUAAUUUUUGCUACCUGAGUCUGUUAAAAAGUUCAAAGGCCAUUUUCUGACCUUAUUACGAGAAAUAGCACCUGAUUCCUUUAAUUUAAUUCAGUAAAGCAAACACAUUUAGAAUAUAAAUCUAAUCGAUUAACCACAAAUAAACAUUUUAGAAGAGUCAUCCCCACACAUGCUAUAAUUAUUUUAAAGCCAGAACUAAUUGAAAUAAUAAAAUAGGGUUACUGGAAAGGAAAACAGAAGAAAGUUCAAACUUGUGCAUCCAACCACACUUUGUUAUAUGUCUGGAAAACAUUGCCUCUCAACAGCUGUAGUAAACAUUAUUUAUACAAAUUGAUUUUUUAAUUAAUUUUGACCUCUUUUCUACAAGAAAAAAAUAUAGCUGCAAUAGUUAAAUUGAAACUUUGAAUGAAAAAAUAAAGGAAAAAGAAAAUGUAACAAAAUUUCAAAAAAUCAAGUAACUAAACUUUGAGAAAAAAAAUGUUCAGUUUUUGCGUUCUAACACAACUUCUGACUUUAUUAAGGCCAAUACAAUUAUUAAAUCAUGUUUACUUUUAGAUAUUUGUUUUUUUUAAAAAAUAAGGGUUAAUUCCAAUUUGUGAAGAAAUAUAUUACAUAUGGAUAUAUUACAUAUAGGUAUUUUUGGAAAUGUUGAUGUAAUUUAAACAUUUUCAAAAAUUAUCAAAAGAAUGUCUAUAAUGAGGAAUUAGAACUAAAUGAUUUAAUUAUAUUCAACAAUGACCAAUGUAUUUUAUUGUGAAUAUAUUUGUCAUUUCAGAAAUACUUAAAUAAAAAGUUACCUGCAAGGGUGAACAGAAGCCAUAGGUGGACCAGGCAAAUGUGGAUGAGUUUCCAUAGUAACAGUUUUUUUUGCAUGAUCCUGGCUGACAUCAUCAUACAUUUGUUCCUCAGUUAGAGGUUUACGAUUCUAAUUAAUAAUAAUCAUAAGAAUUAUUAUACAAUAAUAAAAAUAAAAACUAUAAUCAUAUUAAGAUAUUCUGAAUGAAUCAAUAAUAAUUGAACCAUGGAAAUUCAAAAGGCUUAAGUACCCUUCAGCAAAUGUUUUUAGAGUAUUCCAAUAAUAUUAAAUUAAUAUGAUUAUUAAUUAUCAUCUGAAAUAGAAUGAAUAAUAAAAUCAUAUUUAUAACAGUAGGAACUUGGCACAAAGACUUGUUUCAGUGAAAGCACUAAAAAAAAAACCUUUUGCAUUUCCAUUUUUCAAUUUAUUUUUAUUUUUGACUAAUUACAUAAAAUCAAAGUAUAAAGCAAAUAAAAAAUACCUGACCACAAAAAGCAUUUAUUUAUUUUAUGCCUAAAAAUGCCAAUUGAUACAACUAAACUAAUUUUCUAUUCCUAAAUGAAUAACACUACAUAAGUGAAUUCAAAUAAAUUAGGUUUCUUAUCUUACAAUUAUAGUAGUUUUUAAUAAUUAAUAACAAGAAAAAACAUUUUUUUUACUACUUAUUAUUAUGAUCUAUGGAGAGAUGGGUUCAAAUUCCAAGACAAGUGUUAAUUAGUAAGAUUAAAUCAAUAUUUGGGUCCACUUAAUUUAAAAAGUAAUAGAGCCCAGAACCCCUAAUAACGAUCAAAUGUUUGACCAACAAACAAAACAGCUUUUUACACUUGUUACUAUUUUGGAAGCAUUCUAUAACCAAAUUGCUUUUUUCAAAAGAUUAUAGACUUUUAGAAUUAAAAAAAAAAAUUUAAUAAUUCAACAACAGCUGCUUUCCAAGAACCUGAUACAAAAGUACAUUUCAUUUUGAAAAAGUAAUCAACUGAAUAAUAUGUAUUGUAAUAAUGAAGGAUUAACACUACAAAUAGGGAUAGAGUAUGACUACAUACUUAAAAAUGACAAGUUUGAAAAUACUUAAUGGAAGGGUGGAGGUUGGAUGGUAGAAAAUGUGAUUAUACUUGGCUGUGUGUAAUUACUAUAUGUGUAUGCUUGUCUUUUCUAAAGGUGACUGUUAGAAAUCUAAAAAAAUUAAAUAAUUCCACACAUUAUUGUGUUCUCAAGUACCAUCAACCCAUUAUACAGUGGCCAGCAAAAGUUUUUAUACAGUCUGAUAGGAGAUAAAAAAAUCAACAAAAAUAAUUCUUUAUUAUAUAUAUAUAUAUAUAUAUAUAUAUAUAUAUAUAUAUAUAUAUUUCAUGGUUUCAUCUAAAAAUAUUUCUGCUUUGGAUUGGUCAUGGUAUUUGUAGAUAAUACUUAGUAUUUAUGGAAUUUUAUAAUCUUUUUUACCUUUAAUAAUCAAAAUGUGAUUGGGUAAGAAAGAUUAGAGAAAAAAAAAAUUGAAAAACGAACCAUUAUUAUUCUAAAAGAAAUUAAUUACAUCAUCGUUUAGUAGCGCGUGUUUCCUCCUCUUGCCUCGGCAUACUUUCCACCUGUCGGGAAAUGUCCCUUUGCUGGAGGAUAGCCCAUUCCUCCCGAAGAGCCCUUUCAAGGUCCUAAAGUGUAUCAGGAAGUGUUGCACGCGCUCUUAUUCGUCUUCUGAGGUUAUCCCAUAAAUGCUCAAUGGAGUUCAAAUCUGGAGAACGUGCUGGCCAGGCUAAAACCUCAAUAUUGUUCUGUUGAAGGAACGUCUGCACUACUGCACUAUGCGGGCGACAUGUGGGCGUGCAUUAGAAUAGAACGAUCGCCGAUUUCGUUGAGGAUAGGCCCAUACCAUUAAGGAACCACGUUGGAAAAGUUGGUGCUGGGAAAAAUUACAGGCUGCAUAUCUUUCGUUUCUUCUUCUCCACACCCUUUCACGCCCGUCUGGAGAUCGAACAGCGAAUCUUGACUCAUCUGUUAAACGUACAGCACUCCAUUCGUCCAUAGUCCAAUGGCUAUGUUCUCGAGCAAAAGCCAGCCGUGUUACUCUGUGAGUUCUGGUCAACUCUGGUCCUCUUAUUGGACGAAAAGCCAUUAAUCCAUACUCAUUUAAUCUUCUCCGAGCGGUACGUUCAGAAAUUUGCACACCUCGAACUUCUUCGAGCUGAUGAAUCGCUUGAACAACGGUAAGGUGCCGGUUUCGUAAAAUUCUCAAAGUCAAAAACCGGUCAUCCCGUGGUUCUGUUACCCUAGGCGGUCCAGAACCUAGGGCCUUCUAUUGUAAGAACCAGUUUCCCGAAAACGCUUGACGGCGUCUCGUAAACUUUCAUAUGGAACUCCGAUGACAUUAGCUGCAUAUCUAAUGGAACGUCCAUCAUCAAUAAGUGCCACACCACGCGCAACAUUCUCAGCACUAAGAGGCAUUUUUAAACUUAAUAUUGAAAAAAUUAAAAGCCGGAGACUAAGAAAUGUGCUGCAAGAAACGGCACUGAAAUAAUGAUACUGAAUAAACAUUUUGAUUCCAUAGAAAGUAAACAUUGGAAUCUAGAAUCAUUUCAUUGAAUUAAGGAUUAAGGAUUAUUGUCCUCUAUAUUAACAUUCCUAAUUGAAAAAAAAACAAAAAGAUUACCUAUUUAUUCAUUAAAAACAAUAGACCAAUCCAAAGCAGAAAUAUUUUUAGAUGAAAACAUGAAAAAAUCAAGUGCUCUCCUGUAAAACACUCAAUUUUUACAUACUACAUAAUUUUUGCACUAACAGUAGCGAGAUAUAUAUCCACUGAAUUUUUUUUUAAAUUAUAAAUUAUCAAAUAUGCAAUUUGCAAAUACGGAACUUUUUUGCAUUUUAAUAUUUGCUGAUAAACAAAACUCGUGGAUAUCAGCCCUGUAUAUGUUGAGAGGUUACUGAAUUUCCGAAUGCGGCUUCUUCCAGAGAUUUUAUUCUCAUAAGAAAAUUUUUAGAGCUUUUAAUAUAGAUAUUUUUUAGCAAAUGAAAAUGAUGAGGAAGUUAUACUGACCUUACUUGGCAAACUUUUUUUUUUUUAAAAGCACUGAAACUAAAUAGUUGGAACCUAAAAAAUUGUGGUGACAAAAAUUGUCUGCGCUGUUCAGUAAUUUUGUUCUAUAAAGUGUUAAGCAGUAUGAGAUUACAGUUUGUAGAGUCAGGUCCAGGUGUCGUGAUCUUGCACCAACUCUCAUCGACUCUGAUCUAUGGCUCGCUUCGCUAGUGCCUAGUGGACACUAGCUUUCCAGAAGAUGCAGGAUCUUCCUCUCUGUAUCCUUCCUUCCACAUUGGUUUUAUAGAUUUUCCUAAUCCAUCCUGAAGUGAUGUCCGAACCACCUUAAUUUCUUUUCCUCCAGACUCAUUUGGUUGAGUUCUGGACCCUAUCUUUUAUCUUCCCUUCCCAAUAUUUUUCAGAGUAGUCGUACACAAGAUAGAAAGAAACAUCAAUUUUUAUUUGGUUAUUUUGACUUUCUUUGUAGCUAUUAUUUUUUGAGGUUUAUUUAAUAUUUGCAAGCAUUUAGUCUUUCCUUGGUUAAUUUACAAAUUUAUUGCUGUUAGAUAAAAUAAUACUUGUGAGUGAAAAAUCUUUUAUUUAAUCAUAUACUAACAAUAUAUAGUACAAAAAUGGGCAUCACUAGAGAUUUUUCAAUCAAAACAAAUCAGUUUGCCAGCCUGGAGGAUGGCGAUGAUAACCAUAAUUUCAUAAAUAAACGAAUAAAAUUAAACUACUUACUUCAUCAUAUCCAAACAACCAGAGACGAGGAGUUUGAUAAUACUUGUCAUAUGUAAUAUGAAGAUCAUAUGUCCUUGUUUUCAAGAUCUCACCCCCUAUGUAGGAUUUCACUUUUUCUUUAGCUACAGUACU
Nezara viridula (southern green stink bug) is the source of this 11877-nucleotide messenger RNA. The record is from the annotation of a GenBank genome assembly. Lineage: Eukaryota; Metazoa; Arthropoda; Insecta; Hemiptera; Pentatomidae.